CUCUCCUCGGCGCGCUGCACCGCACCUGGCCGCGCACGCCGCGCUCGCCAGAAGAAGCGGUGGAGAUAUCUCCUGAGGCACGCUCGCUCGAUCGGUGCUCGGUGCUCGUGGCUCGUGGCUCGUCGCUCCGGGCGCGCGCGCGCGAUGGCCGCGCCGGGCUUUCCUCCCGGCUUUGGCGCUCCAGUGUCCGGGACGGGCAAAAUCGCGUACCCAAAGCACUUUUGCCGCAAGACGGUCGACUACUCUGCCUGCACCGUGCGGAUGCUCAAGGAGCGCACGCUCUGCCCCGAGCGCGAGGCCUCGCCGUACACGCUCGACGCAUCGCCAGACGCGGCGGUCGAGAUGCUCCCGCCGAACGGGACGCUCUCCAACGCGGCGGCGUCGGCGUGCACGCGGUUCGUGCACUCUGCGCUCAACAAGGACCGCUCCUCCGUCAACGCCGGCUGCUGGAUGCCCGACGGGCGCAGGCUCAUCACCGCGAGCUACAACGGCAUGUUUACUCUCUGGUCGGGCUUCUCGUUCAACUUUGAGGCGACGCAGCAGGCGCACGACGAGCCCCUAUUCUCGCUCUGCUGGUCGCGCGGAGGCGAGUGGCUGCUGUCGGGUGACGGAGCAGGGACGGUCAAGUACUGGCAGACCACCCUCAACAACGUCAAGGAGGUGUCGCCGCACGCGGGCGCGGUGCGCGCCAUCUCGUUUUGCCCGACCGACACUUACUUCGCGACUGGCUCAGACGACGGCACAGUCAAGGUGCUCGACUUCGAGAGGGGCACCACCGUGCGGCUGAUGCCUGGCGCCGGCCUCGAGGCGGGCAAGUCGCACCGGUGGGACGUCAAGCACGUCGAGUGGCACCCCGACAAGGCGAUGCUCGCCUCCGCCUCCAAGGACGGCUCCUCAAAGCUGUGGGACCCGCGCGCGCCGCGCGAGGCCGCGACGCUGCACCAGCACAAGGGGCCGGUGACGCAGGUGCGGUGGCACCCCGCGGGCCGCUACCUGCUCUCCGGAUCAAAGGACCAGCUGACCCGGCUCUCCGACGAGGCCGCCGCCUUCAAGGGGCACAAGCGCGAGGUCUCCGCCCUCUCGUGGCACCCGGUGCACGCGGAGCUCUUCGCCUCCGGAUGCCACGGCGGCGCGGUCCACUUUUGGUCCACGACGCGGCCCGAGGAGCCGCUCUCCUCCUGCCACGGGCACGGCCACGCGUCGAACGCGCACGACUCGGCCGUGUGGGGCGUGGAGUGGCACCCACUUGGCCACUUGCUCGCCUCCUUCUCGCAGGACAUGCACACCAAGUUCUGGAGCCGCGCUCGGCCGGGCGAGCCCAGAACUGCCCCCCGGGACGAGGAGGAGGCGACGGAGCGAUGCGGCCUGAGGGACAGUAACUCUCCUCUGCUUCUGCUACGUUAA
Molecule: messenger RNA, 1404 nt
Organism: Emiliania huxleyi CCMP1516
Lineage: Eukaryota; Haptophyta; Isochrysidales; Noelaerhabdaceae
Exons: 12
Coding region: 145-1404 (419 amino acids)
Cellular component (GO): mRNA cleavage and polyadenylation specificity factor complex
Molecular function (GO): protein binding
Source: RefSeq, a predicted model, not a curated record